GCAGAAGUAAUGGCGAAGUAAUGCAGAAAGGUCUCAAAUAAACGGCAGAGUUGAAAAUAUCAUAAAAUAGAAAAGAAAACAUGAGAAUUUUUUUGGAAUAUGUUUGCAUGUUGCCAUUGUUAUUUUCUUACAGUCUUAGUUUGUUAAUGUCAAAUACUCCUCUCCAUCUGGCAUUGAAAAUAUUGAAUUACCUUUGCAUCAGGCAUGAAACAGCACAGUCCAGACCAAGGUCUUGUGGAUUUGCUGCAGAUGGAAAGAUUGAGAGAUAGUCAAGGCAAGCAAACAUUCAUCCUUGACAAUUGAUACUGUGUGUUUAUAGAAGAGUUGAGGUACAACGUUAAUUACAGACGACUUCAUGUGACUUUAAAUCAUGUAACAAUCUGGAGGUUUGAAUUGAAAACAGAACAAAUGUGUUAUAUGUACAAGCUUAGUGUGCGUUAUCACAAUCAACAAUGUAAUGCAGAGAUCUCAAGCUAAAAUAUAGUUAAUUGAAACUACAGUACAUAUUCAGUUCUUCAUUUAACUAAUGGAUUACAAGGUCAGCAAGGGAACAAUCACAUGCAAUGCACACACAAGCUCUCACACACACACAAAAUGGGGCAGGCGUAAGCAAGGUAUAAAAGGUAGUUAUACCUGUGUCUGAGAAGACAGAUUGAUCACAUCUCACUGGAAGUCAAGAACAAAGGUAAAAAAAAAAAAUUCAAAUGAAAUAUUUUUGAUCUUAAAGAAUUCACUUAAAAUGUACAAAUAUAACAUUCGGGAGGAAACAAUUAUCAGGGUGUUUGAACAUAUUUGAUGCAUUUUAAAAAUGUGAGGUGUUUGUAAAGUGUGUUCCUUUUUCAUCUGUUUUACUUUUUCUGUUAUAGCCAUCAUGUUUUGGACAAGAUAUGCUGGAGAAAGUAUAUUAUUGUUUUUAAUGCUUAUUCAUCUUGGACAACUGUAUCCAAGAAAUGAUAUGACUAACUUUGGGUGUGAGGAGUGCAAGCUCAAGGAGAACAACAUUUUCUCGAAACCUGGGGCUCCUGUCUAUCAGUGUAUGGGAUGCUGCUUUUCUAGGGCUUACCCCACACCCCUGAGGUCCAAGAAAACCAUGCUUGUUCCCAAAAAUAUCACAUCAGAAGCUACAUGCUGUGUAGCCAAAGAAGUUAAACGGGUACUUGUCAAUGAUGUCAAACUAGUGAACCACACGGACUGCCACUGUAGCACCUGUUACUAUCACAAGUCUUAAAAACACUAUCUUACUAAUUUACUUGUUUGCUUACAUUUAGUUAUAUUCCUGUCUACCUGUCAUUUUACUGCAGUGCUUAUUUUCUGUUUUUAAUUCACAAUGACUUAUAUAAGCUAUUUAAAGUGAAACUAUACUGUUAGAAGUUUGCUAUACCCAUGCAUACUGUGCCAAUUUUCUUAUGUAAACUAGUUUGCUAGUGUUUUCAACCAUUCUUUUUUAAAAGGUUGCCCUACUUCCAUAAAUACCUUAAAAGCAUAACAUGCUAUUCGAAUUAAAUAGAAUUUUUAAAAUUCAAGAUAUGCUUGAUAUUAAUUUAAGCCCUAUUUUAUUGGUAAUUGCUGACUUGUUUUGUCGUCACUGCUGUAAGAUUGUUCAAAUACAUUAAUUAAAAAGAAGAUUGCUUGA
Messenger RNA from Rhinichthys klamathensis goyatoka, 1633 nucleotides. RefSeq names its product glycoprotein hormones, alpha polypeptide (gene cga). The record is from RefSeq and is a predicted model, not a curated record. Lineage: Eukaryota; Metazoa; Chordata; Actinopteri; Cypriniformes; Leuciscidae. Bases 872 to 1228 code for a protein of 118 amino acids. Gene Ontology annotation, molecular function: follicle-stimulating hormone activity. Gene Ontology annotation, cellular component: extracellular region; follicle-stimulating hormone complex. Gene Ontology annotation, biological process: thyroid hormone generation; positive regulation of steroid biosynthetic process. The transcript is spliced from 3 exons.